CUUAGGAGCCAUUUGUAGGCAUUGCUGCCAAACUCGGCUUGGGGUUGCUCAUGAGCUCACUGCAGCCAAUGCAAUUUACAAAUCUGAUUCUUUUAACACAGCGGCAGUAUGUGGUAAGUCAGUUAUUCAUUCAUUUUCUCUCAUUGCCUCGCUGGGAUUUUUUAUUUCUCAUUGCCCUUUUUCACAUGACAGAACUCUGUUGCCGGCACAAUUGCGCACACAAAAGCAGGAGAGUAAACGGUGUAAAGAUAAAAGAGUUGUUUACAGCUUAUUGAGAAUACUGUGACAUGAUGAAGCAACAGGGAUUUUUGACACACGGGGAUUUUUGCAGUAUUUUUUGUGUUUGAUUCUUGGCUGAUCUAAAAAAAAAAAAAAAGAAAAAAAACAUGCCCCAGGCUCGAAAUAGGAAUCCCAGCCCCAUCCCAGAGGUAACAUGGGACACGGGAUUGAAGGAGAUGAACGAGACCUGGAAAGGAGCUAUAGCUUGUCUGGGGGUGGCUGUCUUCUUUGUAAUGACAAUCGGGAUCAUAUACUGGCAAGUGGUGGACCAGCCGAACAAAAACUGGAUCCUCAGGGGGAGUUUCAGCGGACUGAUCUGGGAGAGAAGGACCCACUCGCUGCUCAUCCAGACCCUGACGGAGGACAGGACCUACGUGGAGAUAGACGUGGGGAACGUGGGGAACCCCGACAUCGAGGUCCCCUUCGUGAGGAACCUGUGCUGGCUCAAUAAAACGGAGUUCUGCUACACGUGGGACUCGGUGGCCGAGGUGAAGAUCUCGCUGGAGGAGAAUGAGGAGACGCAGACGGAGUGCUACAGUAUGACCUGGGCGCCGGUGCACUGUCAGGUGGAGCUGAAGGACUGCUUCUCCAUGGCCAACGUUUCCUGGUAUGGUGGCGCCAGUGUCCGGGGUCAGACCUGGCCGAUUAACGAUCAAAAUGCCACAAUGCAACCCUUUGUUGUCAGUGAUCUAAAGGACUCUCCUUUAGGGUACGGCUCUGCCCUGGAACGCUACUUCCUGGGCUCCUCAGGUGUUGCAGUGCUCGUGUCGCCUGAUAUUCCCGUGCAGCUGGAGGUGGACAGCAGACAGCAGUUCUGCCUGCAGUCACUGCCCAGUAUGGAGCGUCUCCCUCUGCAGUACACCGUGUGUGUGGCUCACAACAUCAGAGCCGCUCACCAAGAAGCAGUGCAACGGCUCUCGGGCCACAGCAGACAGCGGCCCAAUUUCAAAAUGCUGUGGCUGCCGUUCUGGAAGCUGCACGCUAACUCGGACUCGGGGCCGAAGGUGGAGAGGGAACUGAGAACCUUCUCUAAUCGUCUUAGGAGACACCAGCUGGGGGAGGGAGUCAUCAGCCUCAAUGAACAUUCCACCACCCUCCUCUCUGACAUGGACCAUGACUACCUCAACAGCAGGAAAAGGGGGAUGUCCAAGAGACUGACCAGGGACCUCCCGCUUGUCAAGCUUCUUAACAUUUCCAUCACCCUGUCCCCUUUCCUGGGCGUGGACACCACGCAGUUCCACUCCUCUCUCCGUGAUGGCACCGAGGCCUACUGGCUCAGUCUACCCUCAGCCCCGCAGGGACAGCUGAUACCUGUGAUGAGUCAGUGGCGAGGAAAGUUCUGUGUGAAGCUGAACCUCACAAACCCGGGAGCAGUGAGCUGGUUCCUGGACAGGGUGGGAUACCUGAGGGCCCAUUUAGGAAUGGAGUACAUCACGUUGGAAGGGGGGGAGAGAAAUCUGUUCGAGGAGCAGGCCCUGCGACCACCACAGGCUCUAGAAGGAGACAAGUACAUCGAACUUCUCGCUGACCUGGCCACCAGGAUAGGAGACUCCACCAUCAUGACAGCAGGAACGCGGUCAAGUGACAAGCCUGUAUUUGUAAGGAUGACAGCCUUGCAGUCUGAUUGGAGCUCCAUGGGGCUGAGGGCAAUCAUUCCCUCCCUGCUGCACCACACCCUGCUGGGAUACAACUUCCUAAUUCCUGAUGCAGUAGGAGGCUCCCUCUCUGGAGACAUGGUUACAGAUGAGGAAUUGUUCAUCCGCUGGCUGGAGAUCGCAGCCUUUCUCCCAGUUAUCACCUUCCAUACGCCACCCUGGGUAUGCGGAGAGGACCAGGUGCUAAACCUAACUCGGAUCUACAUAGCAAAGCACCAGAGGGAUGUGAUACCGCUGAUAGAGAAGUAUGCAGACGAGUGGCAGAUGACAGGAAACCCCAUCUACCGGCCGAUAUGGUGGCUCAGUCCCAACGACCCCAUGACUUUCACCAUCGAUGAUCAGUUUCUCAUCGGAGAUGAGGUCCUGGUGGCACCAGUGCUGGAGAAGGGGGCAGUGCAGAGGGAUAUUUAUCUACCUGACGGGGGAUUUCAGUGGGAAGACAGCCAGAACGCAAAAGUGUUUGAUGGGGGGACGUUUCUGCAGGACUACCCGGUUCCUUUGGAGGAGGUGGCUGUUUUCUUACGGAGAAGCUGAGUCUGAUCCACUGAGUCACCUGACUUAUCCUGUUACUGUUUUGAAUCAAAUUACUUUUUUUUAAAGAAAAAAAAACUUUGCGGUGUUCUCAACUUGCACUUUUCCACUAAAGACCUCUGAUUUCAUCUCAAGCUCUGACUUGAGAUAUGUAGAACGAUUUUUUUUAAUACUUGCACUUUACAGUUAAAAAUUGUUUUUUUUUUCUCUUCUUCCUUUUUUAAAAAAAUGUUAAUCGGAUUUACCUCUUGGCUGAUUGUUUCUGGACUUGUUUUUUGUAUAGUUCUGCAGAAACGUGUGUGUUUACAUACUGCCUUUCUACAGUCUUUACAUUUUUAGUUACCGCUGGCUCUCUUCAAAAGGAGGAUCAAAGCAAGCCCUAUUGUUGGCUUUAAUGAAAUCUGAAUAUCUCAAGAAGACCAAAUGAUCAAAUGAAAAAAAAAAAAAAAAAAAAAAGAACUAAGGAAGACGUUUGAAAGGGCUUUUUUGAGGGAAAUGCUUACUGGGCGGAGAUUAGGUCACAGAAAACUACAAAACAAGGACGGACGCACCAUGGUACAAUAUGUCUUGCUCACUCAUUGGAAAGGCUUUUACUUGAACUUAUCAGGCCGAUGGGCUGAUAUUUUAUGAAUGUACAUCAAAUGAUGGAUGUUAACUGUUUCAAAAAGUCAUGUCACACAACACUAUACGAUCCCUUAACACGUAUUCUUUGAAUAGUUUCUUUUAGAUUACCAACACUCUGUUGGACAUGUCUGAAUGUCCCUUAGUACUGUAUACCAGACGAACUUGAGGCCAAGCCACUAUUGUUGCUACUUAGGAUAUAUUUCAAUUUUGAUCAGACUUUACUUUCUUAUUAACCUGCUGUAGCAGGGACUUCUAAAUGUGUGGUUCUUUUUUUAAACUUGACUAAUGUCGUGCUGAGGUGCUCUUUCAUUAGAGCCACGUGAAGGUCUAAAGAAAGCCUCGCAGAUUUGCUGAUGACACCACACAGCUUGAAAGGAUAUUUCACAAAAAUUGCUUAACAUUUGAGAAAGUAUGUUUGUUCAGUAACUUUUUUUUACUGAAAACCUCACAUCAUUAAUGAAGUGAAUGAUAGGUAGCUAACAUAUUGAUAUUAUUUCAGGCGUCUAAACAAGAACUCACUCUGGUUUGUGUUUGAAUUAUCAUUAUUGACAUGAGUGACUUUUAAUGGUACUUUAAGUGACGCAGACUGAUAAGAUAUGAAACUGCAUCCCAAUAGCCUCUUUAACAGUAAAAUCAGUUUCAUGACAUUGUGAUUCAAUAGAAAGGCCAAGAUUACUAAGCAGAAACAACAUGAAUAAUAUAAUCAAGAGACUAAAAUGAACAUCACCAAAGGCUCAAGAGUUACACACGAUGCAUGUGCAUGCAUGCAUGCCCAUUUCCUCACCGUGUAAUGAUCUUGGUGAAUAAUGCACUAUAAAUAGCUAAUGAAUUUAUCUGUUGGUCUUCAGCCAGCACUCUGCUUAGGUCUAAAUGAAAGUAAAUAUUCAACAAAUUUAGUGUGAGAAGUAAGAAACAUGGUUCGUUUGGUUUAUAAAAAUAAAAAUAAAAAAAAAGACUUAAGCCCGUGUUAAACCUUACCUGUAACCGAUUCAACCAAAUAUACAGGACGGGAGACAUUUAGUGGGUGAUGUGAUAUUUUUUUAAGACAUAGUAUUGGUUGGCCAUUGGCAAUAAUGACUGCAUCACCAGAGCAAAUGGGCAUCUCCUAAACCCAUUAAAACAAUGAGUUUACAUAAAUGGAGUGUGGAGCUGGUUCUGUGGCUGAACUGGGUCAGUGUGCCAGGGCCAGGACAGUUCUCAGUCGGAUGAAAGGCAGCAGGGGGUUCAGUAACCCCCGACAUGAACCAUGGACACCCAACUCAUUCUUCUGACCGUUAACACUCGUUUGUUUUUGAAAGUGACUUAAUGCUCUCAUAUACUCUAAUCAGAUGUAUUCUGAGAAGGAACGCAGCCUUUACACCACGAUGCAAUCUACAUGUUUAUGUUAUUGACGAUGCUUAAUGUCAGUGCUUUUCAUUAUUUAUUUAUUCUUCAUAAGACAGUCUAAACCAACCAGAAGUAAAGAUGAGGAACUCUCCUUUGUUCUUGAACACAACUGCCAGAUAAACUGAUCUCGUACGUUUACUUAGUCAACUCAGACACUCAGGUCUAAUAAGGUUUAUCAGAUCACCAAAUGUCUUAGUGCAACGCAGUAUGUUGUGAACACGCUGACGUCUUAAUUUCUCAUAGAGCAGAAUGUACAAAGGACAAACUGUGACUCCUUCCUUCAUGUAAGGAGCUUUUUCUGGUUCCCAUGAUAAUGCUUUUAUGGAAUUGCUGUGCCAUGUUCACAUAUAUGUUGCAGGAAAAGCUUGAUGUGUUAUUCCUUCCUUCUGUCGACUGAGAUAAACACAUGCCUUAUUGAUAUGCCACUCUUAAAUCUGAACAAAGAGGAGUGUCUGGAUUAUUGCAGUAUCAGCAAUGAAAAUAUUACAAUGACUGUGCCAUUACAAGUGUUUUUAUCUUCUGUAAAUCAGAGAACGUAGAAUAACAAAGUUGCAAUAAAGUUUACAUUUUCUUACUUAACUUCUUCAAGUCAUUAAGUUCAUGCUCACUUCAUGACACGAAGGGGCAGCGAGGCAGGCACGAGACUUCGUGACAACACUCACUCGUAAGUGAAUCCCUCAAGAAUAUCGUCAGAAAAAAAUACAAAUGAUCUUAUCUAAAUCAGAGUACAGUACGCGCUGCUCUUCAGAUCAUCUUGGAAAUCUCCUGCUUUCAUCAUUCCUUUGUGACAUUUAGCCCCUGCAAGGCGCUCCGAGGGCUUGCCUAACCAUCAGUGCCCUGCAGGGGUUAAAGACUCCAGUAGCAGAGCCAGCAUCACAGCAUGAUAAAACCUCCACCGUGUUUAAGACAGGACGUUCUUUUCUUUGCAUUCCUUCACAAAAAGCUCGGUUUUGGUUCAUCUUACCACACAGAGCAUCACAUGUGAAAGACUUGGGUUUACUCUAAGAACUUUUUCUGUCAAUAGUGUCCUCAUUGCUGUUUGUCUCUGACUUUAUUUUGGUUUACUGUGUGGCUCAUGGAACGAUCUGAAACAAUCUCUCCAGAUCACUCCGGAUCCGCCUGAAGCUCUGCCAAUGUCUUACGCGAUGGGUGGGUUUGUCUGCUCAUGUGAAUGUGGAAAAAUAAAGCAUGAGUGUAUUAAUCAUUUUAUUAUCAUUAUAAUUAUGGAACUGAUAUCAAAUCAUCCACGGGGAGCUUUUAACUGUGUUCACAGAACUUGUUAUAUCCGUGUAUAUUUUCUUUUUUUUCUAUGUUAAAUUCAAAGAUGCUGAUAGUUGUAUGUAUAGGACUGUAAUGAAGGAGAUUAUCAUUGGGCUAUGUGUUUUUAUCCUUGAUAUUGCAAUUUUCUUCUGUACACAUGUUGGUUUUCAGUAUAAAAUAUGCAUCGAUGGUUCCUGCCUUGGCACCAGAGAAUUAUGGGAUAGACGACAUCAAACAAAAACAUGCACAAUAUUUUCAGAAUGUAAAGUAAAUGUUUUUUACUUGUGAUGUCUGUUUCCGCUUGUUUAUGCGUGCUCAUUUGCAAAAGUCAGUGUCUGCAAGUCUCUUGAUAAUUACCGCUCCGCCCUCUUUCUUCUCCCCUUGCCAGAAAGUCUACGUCUUUAUAUCGGCGAGUAUGCAGACGACUGCUCUAAUAACACUUAAACCAACUGAAAGAUAUUUAUAGCUCUGGUGAACACAUGGUGCGACGGUUCUCGGGGGAACUGCAUUCAGGCCAGCCUUUGCUCAGCUUCUCUCCCUUACCUCCCUUUCCUGCUGCCACUUGGCUGAGCUCCACCUUGGGGCCCCGGUCGCUGCUUCUUUAGUGCAGUUAAACAGGUGCAACUGGCCACAGCCAUGCAGGGCCGCUCCACGCCAGCCGCCGAGCUCAGCCUCUCUGUUUACAGCCUCGCCUUAAUCACCCAGAUUCAU
Molecule: messenger RNA, 6446 nt
Organism: Cololabis saira (Pacific saury)
Lineage: Eukaryota; Metazoa; Chordata; Actinopteri; Beloniformes; Belonidae
Product: SITS-binding protein
Exons: 10
Coding region: 387-2468 (693 amino acids)
Source: RefSeq, a predicted model, not a curated record